Eurytemora carolleeae is the source of this 470-nucleotide messenger RNA. RefSeq lists its product as uncharacterized. Bases 44 to 469 code for a protein of 141 amino acids. NCBI's taxonomy places the organism in Eukaryota, Metazoa, Arthropoda, Copepoda, Calanoida, Temoridae. The record is from RefSeq and is a predicted model, not a curated record. The transcript is spliced from 7 exons.
AGGAAACAAAAUGACUUCAAGAACUUGACGGGAAUAGAGAAAUAUGAGCUUAGCUUCCGAAAGAACAAGAAGAAGAGAAAAUAUUUUGAGAACAAAAAGUUUAGAACAAAAUACUUCAGGUUGUAUUAUCUAUGAGAAAACUCCAGGUGUAUUCUAUGAUGCUCCAUUUUUACAGAAUGAACCCAGACGAAAUAUGACAUAUCCUCAUAAGAACGCAGAUGUGAAGCUAAUUAGAUUGUCAUUAAUACGAGAAAAAGAUGGAAAUAAUGGAUUAAUGAAUAUGCGGAAACAAAGUGCUCCUUUAUCCUUACAGUGCUCCUGUUCUAAGAAGAGGCAACUUCAAUUAAAUACGUACAAUGGAUUCAAGGCUUUACAAUUCAAGGAUCCUGAGGUUGAGACGGAGGCCAGAAUCCUCCGGAGGUCAUCGAUGAGGUCAGUAAGAUGUAUGGAAAGAAAUGUUCUUAGUUAAA